Messenger RNA from Scedosporium apiospermum, 369 nucleotides. RefSeq lists its product as uncharacterized. The transcript is spliced from 3 exons. The record is from RefSeq and is a predicted model, not a curated record. Gene Ontology annotation, biological process: DNA-templated transcription; termination of RNA polymerase I transcription. Gene Ontology annotation, molecular function: nucleic acid binding; zinc ion binding; DNA-directed RNA polymerase activity. Lineage: Eukaryota; Fungi; Ascomycota; Sordariomycetes; Microascales; Microascaceae. Gene Ontology annotation, cellular component: RNA polymerase I complex. The coding region runs from base 1 to 369 and encodes 122 amino acids.
AUGUCGGCAAUCGGAGGUAUUGUCUUUUGCGUGGGUUGCGGCAAUCUGCUUCCCGAAUCCAUGGGUAGUAAGAAGAACAUCUUGAAAUGUGAAUGCUGCGGACUAGAGUCCAAAGAUAUUGCACAGAUAAAGACCGAAUCGUCGACCACGCCGAACGAUUUCCCUUCACAACUUCGACAGAAGCUGCACACCUCGAUUCAGGCCGUCGAGAGGCAUAAAGUUGAUACUAUGGCGAAGACGGAGGAGAAAUGCCCGAAGUGUGGUGCCCGCGAGGUCCGAUACACAACACUACAGCUCCGAAGUGCCGACGAGGGAAGCACGGUUCUCUUCUUCUGCGACUGUGGACACAAGUGGAACCAAGACAACUAA